Molecule: messenger RNA, 1874 nt
Organism: Prorocentrum cordatum
Lineage: Eukaryota; Dinophyceae; Prorocentrales; Prorocentraceae
Source: the annotation of a GenBank genome assembly
GCUGCGACUGGAAGAAGCUGGAAGCAGAGUUUGGCGAGCGGGUGAUGCACAGGAAGUCCGGGAACUUCCUGGGCUACCACAUUCGGACGGGAGCCCUGCUCGCCAUGACGGUUGACGGCGUGGAGAAGGCCCAAGGUUUCAAGAAGCUGCCGAAGGAGCAAGCUGGGACAGUAAGGACUGGGCAGCUCUUCGAGGAGUUCCUUGGGCGACUCGCCCGGAGGAGGAGGCGCCCGCUCUGGCGAGCGCCGGCGGUGGCUACCGUUCGGAUGGAGCCACGAGCCCCGCGAGCGGGGUACGUCCUACGCCGCGACAUCGAGAAGUAUGGUGCCACUGCGGGCUGUCCUGGAUGUCUGGAGCUGACGCAGAAGGGCAAGAUCACGAAAACCCACAGCGACGAGUGCCGCGACAGGAUCGCAGUGUUCGAGGUCGAGAUGCAGCUGGAGGAGACCAAGCUGCCCUACCGCCGCCCUCUGGGGACGGCGAUCGAGCUCCUGCCCCAGAGCCGAGGGACACCGAGAUGGCGGUGGUGCCGGCCGGAGGCAGUGGAAGCGAACCGAGCACUGCCAGGAAGCGCCGAGGAGACGCACCCGACCCUGGACGAGCUACCCGGGCACGAGGCGAUGCGAGAGGAAGCUCAGCACCUGCAACUGCUGAAGCUGAAGCUCGGCUCGCGCUCAAGCGAGCGCCGGGCUCCAGAUGGAUCGAUGGACGUCGACUUCCUGGAGCGGAUCAACGGCUACGACAAAGGCAACGCGUUUAUCAUGAUCUACGAGCUGGCGAUGUUCGAGAUGUGGACGAACGCCAACGUGAACGACGCAGAGCAGGCGGAGGAGAUCGCGUCACUUCUUACCGAGAUGUGCGCAGUGGACACUGCGGAGGUUUGUUCGCCGAGAAGGUUUGCAGAGAUGACGUUCAGGCACGGCCUCGCGCACGGCCUGGCAGUGGAUAUCGAGACCGGUUGGGAUCUGCGAUUGCCCGAGCAGCGAAAGGAGUGCAAGAAGCAGCUAAAGGACGAAGACCCGCUGCUGACGACCACCAGCCCCCCGUGCACGCCAUUCAGCAACUUGCGGACGCUCUCGGACUCAAAGCGAGACCCGAAGAUCGUGGAGGCGGAGAUCCUGGAAGGCGAGACGCACCUCAAAUUCAGCACGGAGAUUUGCAAGGGGCGCUACAAUGCAGGGAAGCUGUUUCUUCACGAAGCACCUUGGUCAGCGAGUAGCUGGCACCGCCCGAGCGUUCAGGAGGUCAUACAGUUGGCAGGCGUAUUCUUAGUCCAUGGACCUAUGUGCCGCUGGCACAUGCAGGCGACCGACUCCAUCGGAAAGUUGGGCGUCGUUCGGAAGGAGACCGGGUGGCUCACCAACAGCGAGCUGCUCGCCGAGAUCCUCAAAAGCUAUUCUCAAAUGGCCUACGAGAGGAGCUUCGACGACGAGAAGGGCUCAACCUACUUGCAGCUCUUUGUGGAGGACCACACCCACAUGAAGAAGAGACUGAGGUGUCCGCUGAGUACCAGGACGAUGAGGGGGGUGCGAGCCGCGAGGGAAGAAGAACUGGAUUGGUGCCGCGGGAGGCAGGUAUGGAAGAAGGUACCUAGACGCGAGAUGCUCGAGAACGGCCAGAAGGCAGUGACCUUGAAAUGGAUAUUCACGAACAAGGGCGACCGAACUCAACCACGGCAUCGUUCGAGGCUGGUCGCGAGGGAGAUUAAGAAAGCGAUGAGGUCCGAAGACCGACCAGAUCAAGCUGAACUAUUCUCGGCCAUGCCACCGCUGGAAGCGUUCAAGGCGAUGGUGACCAUCUUCGUCGGCCGCGUGAACGACGCCUACCGCGACGGCGAUGCGGAGGAGAUCAUUUACAAGUUUUGCGACAUCUGA